Lindgomyces ingoldianus is the source of this 1563-nucleotide messenger RNA. RefSeq lists its product as uncharacterized. Gene Ontology annotation, molecular function: manganese ion binding. Gene Ontology annotation, cellular component: cytoplasm. NCBI's taxonomy places the organism in Eukaryota, Fungi, Ascomycota, Dothideomycetes, Pleosporales, Lindgomycetaceae. The transcript has 3 exons. The record is from RefSeq and is a predicted model, not a curated record. Gene Ontology annotation, biological process: glucose catabolic process. Bases 1 to 1563 code for a protein of 520 amino acids.
AUGGUCGCUGUCGACCAGAAAGCAGUCCUCAUCGUCAUUGAUGGCUGGGGCAUCCCCAGCGAAACUUCCCCGAAGGAGGGCGAUGCUAUUCUCGCCGCCGAUACCCCGUGCAUGGAUGACUUCGCAAAGGAGGGAUCGAAAACGGCCCAGGGAUAUGCCGAACUCGAAGCUUCCUCCCUCGCUGUUGGCCUUCCCGAGGGUCUGAUGGGUAACAGCGAGGUUGGACAUCUCAACAUUGGCGCUGGCAGGGUCGUCUGGCAGGACGUCGUGCGAAUUGACCUGACUAUCAAAAAGGGCGAAUUGAAGGAUGUCAAGAAUAUCAAGGACUCGUUCAGUCGGGCAAAGAAUGGCAAUGGGAGGCUGCAUUUGCUGGGUCUGGUGUCGGAUGGCGGCGUGCACUCGCAUAUCAACCAUCUGAUAGCUCUCCUCAAGGUUGCCAAGGAUAUGGAAGUCCCGGAGGUCUACAUCCACUUCUUCGGCGACGGCCGCGAUACUGACCCCAAGUCCGGGGCGGGGUAUCUCGAGGAUCUGCUGAAGGCGGCCAAGGAAAUCGGAGCCGGCGAGAUCGCAACGAUAAUUGGCCGGUACUUCAUCAUGGACCGUGACAAGAGGUGGGACCGAGUCGAGGUUGGCAUGAAGGGCCUUGUUACGGGAGAAGGAGAAGACAGCAGCGAUCCCGUCGCAACGAUCAGGGAGAGAUAUGAGAAGGGCGAGACGGACGAGUUCCUAAAGCCCAUAAUUGUCGGCGGGAAGGGUCGAAGAAUCCAAGACGGCGAUACCCUCUUCUUCUUUAACUACCGCUCGGAUCGAGUCCGAGAAGUCACCCAGCUCAUGGGUGACUUUGACCGAUCUCCCAAGCCCGACUUCCCCUACCCCAAAGACAUCUCCGUCACGACGAUGACCCAAUACAACGUCAAGUACCCCUUCCCAAUCGCCUUCCCUCCCCAGCGCAUGAACGACGUGCUCGCAGAAUGGCUGGCCAAGCAGGGCAUCAAGCAGUGCCACGUCGCCGAGACGGAGAAGUAUGCUCACGUGACCUUCUUCUUCAACGGCGGUGUUGAGAAGCAGUUCGACAUGGAGGAGCGUGACAUGAUCUCCUCCCCCAAGGUUGCUACAUACGACUUACAGCCCAAGAUGAGUGCCAUGGCUGUCGCGGAGAAGCUGUGCGAGAGAAUCCGGGAGGGCAAGUUUGAGUUCCUGAUGAACAACUUUGCCCCGCCGGACAUGGUUGGCCACACGGGCGUGUACAAAGCGGCGAUAGAGGGCGUGACGGAGACAGACCGAGCGAUCAAGAAGGUGUACGAGCAGUGCAAAGAGAGCGGAUACGUCCUCUUCGUCACUGCUGAUCACGGCAACGCUGAAGAGAUGCUCAACGACGAAGGCAAGCCGAAAACCUCGCACACGACGAACAAAGUCCCCUUCGUCAUGGCCAAUGCGCCAGAGAACUACAGCCUGAAAAAUACAGAUGGUGUGCUGGGAGACGUUGCGCCCACGAUUCUGGCCACCAUGGGGCUGCCGCAGCCAGAGGACAUGGACGGCCACAGCUUGCUGAUCAAGGCGUGA